Molecule: messenger RNA, 1167 nt
Organism: Bufo bufo (common toad)
Lineage: Eukaryota; Metazoa; Chordata; Amphibia; Anura; Bufonidae
Gene: ELP6
Product: elongator acetyltransferase complex subunit 6
Exons: 7
Coding region: 80-862 (260 amino acids)
Biological process (GO): tRNA wobble uridine modification
Cellular component (GO): elongator holoenzyme complex
Source: RefSeq, a predicted model, not a curated record
CCGACUUAGAAAUGGCCAUAACAGGAGUCCGGAAGUCAAGUGCUUUAUUUCACCUGAGAAACCACGUGGUCUGUGCAGGAUGUUCCCGGAGCUGACCGCCCUGCUGGGGGCCGACACUGAGAGCCCGGAGCGGCGACAGUUUGUCCUGAUCAGCGGCCAGAAGACGGACGCCAGCUUCUUGCUCCAUCACUUCCUGUCCUAUUACCUGAAGGCCGGAUGUCGUCUGUGUUUUGUGGCUCUCGCUCAGUCCUUCAGUCAUUACAACAUCAUCGCCCAGAAGCUGGGGGUGAACCUGGCGAGCGCGCAGGAUCAGGGGCAGCUGCGCUUUCUGGAGGGGCUCAGAUCCUACACCCGGCUGCUGUUUACAGAUACUACAGAGACUGAGGCCGAGAAUCCUCUGCGCUCUCUGAGGACGGGGAGUGACCUCCGACCCCUGUAUGACUUCAUUACUGCUGCACUGGCGCCCCCAGUAGGUGAAGAGUGGAAAUGCCCGGUGCUAAUUGUAGACGACGUCGGUGUGCUGCUCAGCCUGGGGGUCCCUGCCAUCCAAGUGCUGGACUUCAUCCAUUACUGCCGAGCCAGCGUGUGCAGCAAGUACCAGGGGAACGUGGUUUGUCUGCUGCAGGGGGAUGACGGGUCCGAGGACGCCGACAAUGAGCUGCUGCUGAGGUCUCUGUGUCACCAGAGCAGGUUGAUCCUGCAGGCAGAGGGGCUGGCGACCGGCUUCUGUAAGGAGGUGCAUGGACAGCUGACCAUUACUCGGAGGACACAGGAUAAAGACCAGACCGUCAUCUACCAGUACAGAAUCCAUGACAAGAGCGUCAGCUUCUUCGCCAGGGGACUGUCUGCAGCUGUCCUGUGAUCUGCUACAGCCAGGACUGGGGGGCGUCUCGCACGGGGGGGGGGGGGGCAUGUCCUGUGUGCGAGCGUCGCUGGGGGGCACACAGAAUCCAGGAUUUGUUCUCCAUAUUCUGAGGUGCAGGACGAGAAUGAACACAAGACAUUUCAGAGAGAGUUUUUAUUUAAGAAAAUUACAGAGGAUUGAAACAAAAACAAAAAAAAAAAGCAAAAACUAAAUUAAAAACCUAAAAGACUGUACAAGGAAGAUUUGGUGCGUCUGCUCUGCAUAAUACCUACAGCCAAAUAAAUUAUAACCUUUACCAAAAA